AUGUCUCGAGCACCAUCUAGGAAGUUUUGGCCUUCUCAGGUAGAAGACAGCCAAAACCGUGCUGGUUCUGGUGGUACCAACAACAAACCACCAUCUCGCUCAGGAGUCAGGAAGCUUGUGUGUUCUUCGGCAGAAGACGUGCAAAACCGUGGUGAUUCCGAUUAUACAAAUUACAAACCAUUAUCAUUUCAAGAUGUGGCUCCAAGACCUCCGUCUUUGACCCAAAACCUGGACAUAAAAGAUCUUGCUGCUACUCCUCCCUCCCUUAACGCUGUCAAUUCUCAACAAUCGACUUCAGGUACUGAACAUUUGAAAGUUCAUGAUGGAUCCAUGACUAAGCCGCCGCCGCCGGCCGGAGCACUUACUCAUGGUAACUAA
Lactuca saligna is the source of this 378-nucleotide messenger RNA. The record is from the annotation of a GenBank genome assembly. Lineage: Eukaryota; Viridiplantae; Streptophyta; Magnoliopsida; Asterales; Asteraceae.